AUGGCGGCCGCCGAACAUGCGAUAGCAAUCAAUGAUGAUAUGUCAAUGGAAUUGCCUACACUUCCGCCCAACCAGGGCCUCGAGGCCUUCAAAGAUAUCGUGUUUGGGUCGGCUGCAGGAAUGGCAGGCAAAGUGAUCGAGUACCCUUUUGAUACAGUCAAAGUGCGGCUCCAAUCUCAACCGGAUCAUCUUCCUCUCAGAUACAAAGGCCCCUUGGAUUGUUUCCGUCAAUCCUUCCAAGCAGAUGGCCUACGCGGGCUCUACCGGGGCAUUAGCGCUCCCAUGGCAGGUGCUGCCAUUGAGAACAGCUGCUUGUUCUUCAGCUACCGUCUGAUCCAGGAUAUAUUGAAGGCCACUGUCUACUCCCCUGCCGAUGACCUCCCUUUCUCGGCACUGGUGCUCAGCGGCGCUGCGUCAGGAUCUAUUACCUCCCUUGCGCUUACCCCGGUUGAGCUCAUCAAGUGCAAGAUGCAAGUUCCCGUUACGGCGUCUGGCGGAACCCCCCCUGGACCAUUGACUCUGAUAGCCACUGUCUUCCGUCAAGACGGCCUUCUUGGCUUUUGGCGCGGACAGUUGGGAACACUUAUUCGCGAGACUGGUGGCGGCGCUGCAUGGUUUGGUAGCUAUGAGGGGGUAUCUGCACUGUUCCGCGCAUACCGUGCCCCAUCUGCAGAGCUCAAGGAAGAUGGAACAUCCUCUGAUUCCAUUCCUAUCUACCAGAAGAUGAUUGCAGGUGCUGCAGCAGGCGUCAGCUACAAUUUUCUCUUCUAUCCUGCCGAUACGAUCAAAUCGCGCAUGCAAACAGAGGAUGUUACGCGAGGAGCAUACAACGGCAAACGACAGACAUUCUGGGGAGUUGCAAAAGCCUUGUGGAGACAGCAAGGACUAAGGGCUCUGUACCGAGGCUGUGGCAUCACCUGUGCUCGAUCUGCCCCCAGCUCCGCCUUCAUCUUCACCGUCUAUGAGGGACUACGGAAUCAUUUUGCCUGA
Messenger RNA from Aspergillus tubingensis, 990 nucleotides. It is a transcript of the gene amcA, whose product is annotated as putative mitochondrial ornithine carrier protein AmcA/Ort1. The coding region runs from base 1 to 990 and encodes 329 amino acids. The transcript is spliced from 2 exons. Gene Ontology annotation, biological process: mitochondrial L-ornithine transmembrane transport. The record is from RefSeq and is a predicted model, not a curated record. NCBI's taxonomy places the organism in Eukaryota, Fungi, Ascomycota, Eurotiomycetes, Eurotiales, Aspergillaceae. Gene Ontology annotation, molecular function: L-ornithine transmembrane transporter activity.